This is a messenger RNA of Thelazia callipaeda (thelaziosis nematode), 522 nucleotides long. The record is from the annotation of a GenBank genome assembly. NCBI's taxonomy places the organism in Eukaryota, Metazoa, Nematoda, Chromadorea, Rhabditida, Thelaziidae.
UUGAAUUUAUCAAAGAAAUUUCAGGCUUUCAAUAAUUUUUACAAUUAUUUACGUGAUAUUACAAUCAGUGAAAAGCAAUGUGGGCAGUGUUCUUAUCAACAAAGUUGUGGAAGACAAUGCCAUAGACGUGGCACAAUCGAUGUGAUCAAUCCGUUGUUUGUUGCUGAACGCAUCUGCACAGAACAUGAUCAGUCCAGUGCUUGCGAAUCCAAAUUUGUUGAAAAUUGCAAACUCUGGCCAAACGCUAACGUUUAUUUGCCAAAUGUCACGCAAACAAUGCAAGAACUGAUCGACAAGAUAGAUUAUUUGACUUGCAUUCCACAAAUAAAGUUUAGGUCAACAUUUGAGUUAAAUCACUUUCACUCAAGAAUGCUUUUCAGAAUAAAUGGUGAAAAAGUAUGUCGUUGUUGUUGCCAUCCGUAUGUUCCAAAUGCAGCCACAAUGCAGUGUGAACUUAAACCUUACUUGGUGCGCAAUCAACAACAAUAUCUGUAUGAGAAAGUUCAAGACAUCACAGACUAA